AAAAGAAGGGACAAAUAAAACCAUCACACAAACAAACCCAUCGCUUAAACCCAACCAAAAACCAAAAACCACCUCACUCAGUUUAACUCUUCCAGAGCCAACAAUGGCGAACCUGAGGACGGCAAUGGACUCUGCCUUCUGGGACUUGAACGUGUCGUCACCUCACACCCUUGAGGGCUCAGCCAAGGCCAUCCCCGGCGACCCAUUUCCUCUCGACGGUGCUCGAGCCAGCCGAGUCCUCAGGAUUCAGCAACUAUCCCUUCUGGGAAAUGGGUUCCCUUUGGGUAUUAUACCUUCUUACUCUCCCACUUCUCACAAGGACUUGGGUUCUUUCUCUCUCCAGUCCCUCUUGCUCAGACCAGCUACCUCUAACUGGUGGCUUGGAUUAAUUGGGCAGUUCCGCCCUAAGAAACUUAUUUCUUCAAUUAAAGCUGAAUUUUCUACUAAUGAUGACAUGGAGUUUCCUACAUUCAAAGAUGUGGCAAAGCAUGUCUUGGACAAGUCACUUUAUUCGUUUGGGUUAUGCACACAGCUUCUUGUGACUCCCUCAUCAUCCAUAAAGUUGAGCACAGAAGGGCAUGGUGAGAAAAAAGGACGCCGCAACAAAUUCAUGCUAUUUCACAAGCUUCCUUACCAUGAUAUUACACUUGAGGCUGCAUGGCCUGAGCUGUUCAUUGACCAUAAGGGACAAUAUUGGGAUGUGCCUGAAUCAAUUUCCUUAGAUCUGUCUUCACUUGUUUCUGAAUCCGGAUUGCGGUACCGCAUUGGUAUACAUAAAAAUAGUGGUCGUCCCCAGGCUGUAAAUUCCAUAGAUGGUGAGGCACCUACUUCCCUAAUGCCUGGAUUGUGUGCAAAGGCUGGUUUUUCAUAUGAAAAGAGCCAAGACCUUUGGAGGCAAAAGGAGACAAAAAAGGAUGUUAUGGUAAAGAAAGACAAGGGUUGGUUUUGGCGGCCAUCGUAUGAUGUACGUCUUAAAGAACCUCAUGCUGCAGUAUCUGGAAUUUUUGGUGGCAGCUGCACAGCCUGGUUUCCGGAUGGUCACAGCCCAGUGGCAGUUGAAUUGAGGGGAGAUGAAGAUAAUUCUACAAGUACUAAGAAGAGAAGCCCAUUUAGUGCUGAUUUUUUCGGCUCAGUCUGCUAUAGUUUCCAGCAUGGAAAAUUUAGAGAGCUUUACGGUGAUCUGACCAGGAUAGAUGCUCGCCUGGAUAUCUGUUCAGCUUCAGCUUUGGCUAAAAGGGUUAUUAAUGGUUUGAAGAGUUCAUCUGCUAAUAGUGCCAGAGAUCCCAUGUCCGCCCCUAGGAUCAAUCUAAUCUUUCAGCAGCAGGUUGCAGGGCCAAUCGUCUUUAGAGUGGAUUCCAGGGUUUCACUCGACUCCUUGCCUGGGAAACGUGGCCCUCAUAUUGAGGAUUUCAUAUACAGCUUGAACUACUCCUUGAGACUUCUACGAUCAGGGAAGGUUGUCGCUUGGUACUCCCCGAAAAGAAAAGAGGGGAUGAUUGAGUUGCGCGUAUUUGAGUUUUAAUUUCUGAAUUUUUAUUUCCUUUCUUUUGGAUAUGUUUGUUUUGAUAAAAUCCCAUUUUUUUAAAAAUGAAAUUAGCUAGACAGUAGAAAGUGAAUGAAGGCUUCCAUAUCUUUUAGUGACUA
Molecule: messenger RNA, 1644 nt
Organism: Prunus avium (sweet cherry)
Lineage: Eukaryota; Viridiplantae; Streptophyta; Magnoliopsida; Rosales; Rosaceae
Product: TRIGALACTOSYLDIACYLGLYCEROL-like protein
Biological process (GO): acylglycerol transport; ER to chloroplast lipid transport
Cellular component (GO): chloroplast envelope
Molecular function (GO): phosphatidic acid binding
Source: RefSeq, a predicted model, not a curated record